Messenger RNA from Cladocopium goreaui, 1248 nucleotides. The record is from the annotation of a GenBank genome assembly. NCBI's taxonomy places the organism in Eukaryota, Dinophyceae, Suessiales, Symbiodiniaceae.
AUGGGCCAUGCCAUGCUUGCGCUGAUUUCAUGGCUCACCCUGCAGCUUGUCUCAAGCAUCCAGCCAACGGAGCAAGGCCCAUCUUCCACUUCGGCCCCAGGUUUUCUGGGGUCGUUGCGAGGCCAUGAGGCAGGGAUCUACGCCCUGGCGGUCUCGGAUCAGUUGGUGGCGUCCGGGUCCAAGGAUGGCUCCAUUUUGACUUGGAACCUCACAGGCGCCGCGAUGCAAGACGCGUCGGAUGGCGCCAUGGAAACGCCUCUUCAAAAGUUGUCGGGCCACGCGGCGGGCGUCACGGCCCUGACGUUGCGCGACGAGUUGUUAGCCUCGGGCGCGGCGGAUAACUCCACGAAGCUGUGGAACGUGGCCACGGGCGAGUUGGUACGUCAGCUUCCCCAUCCCAAGACCGUUUUUGGGCUUUCGAUCUCAGGAAAACAACUGGCGAGUGCCUGUUGGGAUGGUGUGGCGCGGAUUUACGACUUGGAGAAUGAAGUUGAGCCCAUGGAACUUCGCGGGCAUACAGGCGGCCUCUAUGAGGUAUCACAUAGCCCACUGGAUCCCACACUAUUGGCCACUGCCUCUGCUGACAGGACUGUGCGAGUCUGGGACUUGAAGACAGGGCGGCAGCUGUGGAAGUUCAUGCACAAGGACCAUGUCACAGCCCUGGACUGGUCGCCCGUGAACUUCACCUUGGCCACCGGCGGAUGGGAUCGGAGGUUCCGCAUCUGGAAGAUCCACGCGGAGGAAGUGGCGAAGUGCCGCGGCGGAGUCUGCGGAGACUUGCUUUUCCCGGAGCACGUGGCGCGGCAUCCGCAGCUGCUGUGGUCGGUGGCCUUUGCGCCCGAAGGGCGGCAGGUGGCCGCCUGCCAUGGUGCCGUGGGGCAGUCGCCUGCGGUGGUGGUCUACGAGGUCUCCACCGGGGAGAGGCUCCGGCGCUUGGGGCGACACAAAGAUACGCCGCUGGCCUUGGGAUUUUCGCCCUCCGGGGAAUAUCUGGUGUCUGCUGGCAUGGACCGCAAAGUCUUGAUUUAUUCGGCGACGGAGCACUUGGAUGACAUGCCGCUGGGUGAUAAGGACGAUGCCGAAGAGAGAUUGAACUGGCUGCACGAUCUGGAAGAUCUGCGGGGUGGGAGUCGAAAUGCAAGUAGCAUUGCAGAUCUUGCACGGGAAUUGGCCCGUCGGAACCGCUCAAAGACCAGAGGCUCCAAGUCCGGCUCUUUCCGUGCCAUGCCUGGCGUGGCGUUCCUGUGA